AACAAAUAAAAAUAAAAAUCUUUCAUUCUUAAUCACAGAAUACCAAUGGCCUCCCGUGACAAGAAUAAGAAUCCUGUUAAGCCGUCGUCAAGCAGCCAUGCCGGCGGGAUUCGCACACUUGCCGAUCUAAACAGGCCCCCUGCACCCGAUUCCGAUACCGAUUCCGAUAAUCCUCAAGAGUACUACACUGGCGGCGAAAAAAGUGGCAUGCUUGUUCAAGAUCCAUCAGAGAAUAAUGAGGUUGAUGAGAUUUUCAAUCAAGCUAGGCAACUGGGAGCUGUGGAGCGACCUAUCGAUCAGCUUAAUCUGUCAUCAAGUUCAACGAGUUUUACUGGAACCGGUAGAUCACUCUCGGGGGAAACGGUAUCUUCUGCUCCUCAACAGCCUCGGACUGUUAUUCACAACAUCGUUUUCUGGAUCAAUGGUUUCACUGUAAAUGAUGGCCCCCUGAGGAGGUUGGAUGAUCCUGAAAAUGCACAUUUCUUAGAGAGCAUCCGGAAGUCUGAGUGUCCUAAAGAACUCGAGACUGCUGAUAAAAGGUCUUCUGUUCAUGUCAAUCUAAUACGGAGGAACGAGGAAUACCCUGAACCAGAGAAGAAGCGCCAGGUAGCAUUUCUGGGUGUCGGAAGAACUCUUGGUAGCAGCAGCAUGUCGGCAACUCCUGAUCCAACCGUCAGUUCCGGUCCUCUCAACACUGCUCCAUGCCCUUCUCCUGGCCUGGUUGUAGAUGAAAAUUUACCAUCAACCUCGAUUCAGCUUAGGUUGGCUGAUGGGACUCGCAUGAUCGCUCGCUUCAAUUUCUGCAAUACCGUUGAAGACAUCCGUUCGUUUAUCAAUGCCUCUGGACCUGGGCGUGCAACCAAUUAUCAAUUGCAGCUAAUGGGAUUCCCCCCUAAACUUCUUACUGAUCCAACCCAAACCGUCGAGCAAGCAGGCCUCGCCAAUUCCGUGGUAAUUCAGAAAUUCUAACUUCCCGUAAACUCAAACGAUUAUGAACCGUUACUAUGUACUCGAAGCAGGUUUUGGUUCAAUUUUUUAUUUUAUCAAUUUGUUAAA
Hibiscus syriacus is the source of this 1056-nucleotide messenger RNA. RefSeq names its product plant UBX domain-containing protein 4-like. Bases 46 to 969 code for a protein of 307 amino acids. Gene Ontology annotation, biological process: Golgi organization; autophagosome assembly; nuclear membrane reassembly. Lineage: Eukaryota; Viridiplantae; Streptophyta; Magnoliopsida; Malvales; Malvaceae. The record is from RefSeq and is a predicted model, not a curated record. Gene Ontology annotation, molecular function: ubiquitin binding. The transcript has 5 exons. Gene Ontology annotation, cellular component: nucleus; cytosol.